AUGGCCGACGAUAGCAACCCCGAGCCAGUCUCCAUUUCGCCCCUCUUGCAGAGGCUCGCAUACCCCGACGUCGCUCAAAUCCAAGUAUCUGCAGAAGAAAUUGCGGCCGCAUUUGCAUUGAUAUUCGAGAAUCGACUAUCCAUUAUCCAGACCGCAGCUCUCCUGACUCUGUUGCAUUCGACCGGUAAAGACCGUGACUCCAAAAUCAUUGCGCUAUGCUCCCAUCGCAUGAGAGAAGCUGCAAGCACCGUGGACAGGCCCCCAUUGCGGGCAGUGGUCAAAGCUAGGGGCAAAUCAGAGGGAAAUUACAAUGGAGGAUUGUGCGAUAUCGUUGGCACCGGCGGCGAUUCCCAUUCCACCUUCAACGUCUCUACAACCUCAUCGAUUGUCGGAUCAUCUCUAUUGAUGGUGGCUAAACAUGGCAACCGCUCGCAAACAUCAUUUUCCGGAUCGGCCGAUGUAUUGAAUUGCAUCCUUCCCGUGCCACCGAAGAUCGCAGCCAUCAAGGCAAAUGACAUUGCCAAAGUGCUCAACGAGACCAACUACACGUUCCUCUUCGCUCCAAAUUUUCAUCAAGGCAUGAAGUAUGCGGAGCCCGUUCGUCGCGGCUUAGGAUUCCGCACGAUUUUCAACCUGAUGGGACCCCUGGCCAACCCUGUUGAUUGGGCACUAGAAGCGCGCGUCGUCGGAGUUGCCUACCAAGCCUUAGGUCCCAUCUUUAUCGAAGCUCUGAGACUUGGAGGCUCAAAGAAGGCCCUGGUCAUUUGUGGAGAGGAAGACAUGGACGAAAUCAGCUGUGCCGGUCCGACAAACUGUUGGAGACUUUCCGAAUAUCCCAACCCAGCCUACAAAGGCACAGGUGCAGAGAAUGGAGAUAAUGAAGACGAAGAGGAAGACGACGAUGAUGAAGAAGAAGAAGAAGAAGAAGUACCACGAACGCUCACUAAGCUUGACAUCUUCCAGCUCCACCCUUCAGAUUUUGGUUUCCCAACACAUCCCAUUACAGAUGUCUACACGAAGAAGAUGCCAAAACAGAAUGCGGAGAAGCUUAUGAGUAUUUUACGCAACGAACUGGACCCAGAUGAUCCUCUGAUGCACUUUGUUCUUAUAAACACAGCUGCAUUGUUUGUGACCUCGGGUAUAUGUGAAGCUGAAACUAGCAAUAUGGGCCCUGGAGAUGACGGCAAGGUCAUUACAGAGCGUGGACCUGGCGGUGGACGCUGGAAAGAGGGUGUCAGACGGGCCCGAUAUGCAAUCACAAGUGGUCAGGCUCUGAAACACUUGGAGAAAUUCAUAGAAGUGACGAAUCGCUUAUGA
This is a messenger RNA of Talaromyces atroroseus, 1317 nucleotides long. RefSeq lists its product as hypothetical. Gene Ontology annotation, cellular component: cytosol. Gene Ontology annotation, molecular function: anthranilate phosphoribosyltransferase activity. Bases 1 to 1317 code for a protein of 438 amino acids. Gene Ontology annotation, biological process: L-tryptophan biosynthetic process. The record is from RefSeq and is a predicted model, not a curated record. Lineage: Eukaryota; Fungi; Ascomycota; Eurotiomycetes; Eurotiales; Trichocomaceae. The transcript has 2 exons.